CGGCACUAUUUGUGGCCGGCGUGGUGGAAGGACACAGUGAGGUUCUCACCCCCACCCCCCGCUCCCAUCCCCAGUUCCAUCAAAGCGAACCCGGGCCAGCGCAAGGAUCUCCGAGUUGCGAGUGUGCUGAGGCUGGGACUGUCACUCAUUCUCCGCUCAGCGCGUGAACGCAGCUCGGCAGCCGCUGGCAGGAAACAAUUCUGCAAAAAUAAUCAUACUCCGCCUGGCAAUUGUCUGCCCCUAGGUCUGUUGCUCUGCCGCCGUCCACACUCGCUGCAAAGGGGGGGACACAAUUUACCGCGGCAAGAACAUCCCUCCCAGACAGCAGAUUACAAUGCUGCAAACUAAGGAUCUCAUCUGGACUUUGUUUUUCCUGGGAACUGCAGUUUCUCUGCAGGUGGAUAUUGUUCCCAGCCAAGGGGAAAUCAGUGUUGGAGAGUCCAAAUUCUUCUUAUGCCAAGUAGCAGGAGAUGCCAAAGACAAGGACAUCUCCUGGUUCUCCCCCAGUGGAGAAAAGCUCAGCCCAAACCAGCAGCGGAUUUCAGUGGUGUGGAAUGAUGACUCUUCCUCCACGCUCACAAUCUACAAUGCUGACAUUGAUGAUGCUGGCAUUUACAAGUGUGUGGUCUCUGGCGAGGAUGGCAGUGAGUCCGAGGCCACUGUCAAUGUGAAGAUCUUCCAAAAACUCAUGUUCAAGAAUGCACCAACUCCUCAGGAGUUCAAAGAGGGGGAAGAUGCUGUGAUUGUAUGUGAUGUGGUCAGCUCUCUCCCCCCAACCAUCAUCUGGAAACACAAAGGCCGAGAUGUCAUCCUGAAAAAAGAUGUCCGAUUCAUAGUCCUGUCCAACAACUACCUGCAGAUCCGAGGCAUCAAGAAAACAGAUGAGGGCACUUACCGCUGUGAGGGCAGAAUCCUGGCUCGGGGGGAGAUCAACUUCAAGGACAUUCAGGUUGUUGUGAAUGUGCCACCCACUGUCCAGGCCAGGCAGAGCAUUGUGAAUGCCACCGCCAACCUGGGCCAGUCUGUCACCCUGGUGUGUGAUGCAGAAGGCUUCCCUGAGCCCACCAUGAGCUGGACAAAAGAUGGAGAACCAAUAGAGAAUGAGGAAGAUGAUGAGAAGUACAUCUUCAGCGAUGACAGUUCUGAGCUGACCAUCAGGAAAGUUGAUAAGAACGAUGAAGCUGAGUAUGUCUGCAUUGCUGAGAACAAGGCUGGCGAGCAGGAUGCGUCCAUCCAUCUCAAGGUCUUUGCAAAACCCAAAAUCACAUAUGUGGAGAAUCAGACUGCCAUGGAGCUGGAGGAGCAGGUCACUCUCACUUGUGAAGCUUCAGGAGACCCCAUUCCAUCCAUCACCUGGAGAACUUCCACCCGAAACAUCAGCAGCGAAGAAAAGACUCUGGAUGGGCACAUGGUAGUGCGUAGCCACGCCCGAGUAUCAUCCUUGACCCUGAAAAGCAUCCAGUACACAGAUGCGGGAGAGUACAUCUGCACGGCCAGCAACACCAUCGGCCAGGACUCGCAGUCCAUGUACCUUGAAGUGCAAUAUGCCCCCAAGCUACAGGGCCCUGUGGCUGUCUAUACUUGGGAAGGGAACCAGGUGAACAUCACCUGCGAGGUAUUUGCCUACCCAAGUGCUACAAUCUCCUGGUUCCGAGAUGGUCAGUUGCUGCCAAGCUCCAACUACAGCAAUAUCAAGAUCUACAACACACACUCUGCCAGCUAUCUGGAGGUGACCCCAGACUCUGAAAAUGAUUUUGGAAACUACAACUGUACUGCAGUGAACCGCAUUGGACAGGAGUCCUUGGAAUUCAUCCUUGUGCAAGCAGACACCCCAUCUUCACCAUCCAUCGAUCAGGUGGAGCCGUACUCCAGCACAGCACAGGUGCAGUUUGAUGAGCCAGAGGCCACAGGUGGAGUGCCCAUCCUCAAAUACAAGGCUGAAUGGAGAGCACUGGGUGAAGAAGUGUGGCAUUCCAAGUGGUAUGAUGCCAAAGAAGCCAAUAUGGAGGGCAUUGUCACCAUCAUGGGCCUGAAGCCAGAGACAACCUACGCAGUCCGACUGGCAGCCCUCAAUGGCAAGGGGCUAGGCGAGAUCAGCGCAGCCUCCGAGUUCAAGACGCAGCCAGUCCAUAGCCCUCCUCCACCAGCUCCUGCUAGCUCUUCUACCCUUGCUCCAUUGUCUUCACCAGCUACAACCUGGCCUUCUCCUGCCCUUACAGCCACAGAACAGUCUAAAGGGGAGCCCAGUGCACCUAAGCUCGAAGGGCAGAUGGGAGAAGACGGGAACUCCAUUAAGGUGAACUUGAUCAAGCAGGAUGACGGCGGCUCCCCCAUCAGACACUACCUGGUCAAGUACCGAGCGCUCUCCUCCGAUUGGAAACCAGAGAUUAGGCUCCCAUCGGGCAGUGACCAUGUCAUGCUCAAGUCACUGGACUGGAAUGCCGAGUAUGAAGUCUCUGUGGUGGCUGAGAACCAGCAAGGAAAAUCCAAGCCGGCUCAUUUUGUGUUCAAGACCUCAGCCCAGCCUACAGCUAUCCCAGCCAACGGCAGCCCCACAGCAGGCCUGAGCACUGGGGCCAUCGUGGGCAUCCUCAUUGUCAUCUUUGUCCUGCUCCUGGUGGUUGUGGACAUCACCUGCUACUUCCUGAACAAGUGUGGCCUGCUUAUGUGCAUCGCUGUCAACCUGUGUGGAAAAGCCGGGCCUGGAGCCAAGGGCAAGGACAUGGAGGAGGGCAAGGCUGCCUUCUCGAAAGAUGAGUCCAAGGAGCCCAUUGUGGAGGUUCGAACCGAGGAGGAGCGGACGCCAAACCAUGAUGGAGGGAAACACACAGAACCCAAUGAGACCACACCGCUGACAGAGCCCGAGCUGCCUGCUGACACUACAGCCACUGUCGAGGACAUGCUGCCUUCUGUCACCACCGUCACCACUAACUCUGACACUAUCACCGAAACCUUUGCCACUGCUCAGAACAGCCCCACCAGUGAGACCACCACCCUGACCUCCAGUAUUGCCCCACCAGUCACGGCUGCACCAGACUCAAAUUCUGUGCCGGCUGGCCAGGCCACCCCUUCCAAGGGGCCCGGCAUUACCACCUCCUCCCCAUCCCCAGCCUCAACCCCCAAGGUCGCCCCCCUUGUUGACCUGAGCGAUACCCCAACUUCAGCCCCUGCUGCCAGCAAUUUGUCCUCUAGUGUCCUGGCUAAUCAAGGAGCUGUCCUCAGCCCCAGCACCCCAGCCAGUGCAGGAGAGGCCUCCAAGGCCCCUCUAGCCAGCAAGCCGACCCCCACGCCAGCCCCCACCCCAGCAGGGGCAGCCAGUCCGCUAGCAGCAGCGGUUGCCCCUGCCACAGAAACCCCCCAGGCCAAGCAAGAGGCUCCCAGCACCAAAGGCCUGGACCCAGAGCCCACCCAGCCCGGCGCUGUGAAGAGCCCGCCCGAGGCAGCCACAGCCCCUGCUAGUCCGAAGAGCGAGGCUGCCUCCAUCAGCACCACAAACCCUCCCCAGGGCGAGGACUUUAAAAUGGACGAAGGGAACUUCAAGACCCCAGAUAUUGACCUUGCAAAGGAUGUUUUUGCAGCCCUGGGCUCUCCUGCUCCCGCCGCUGGGGCCAGUGGACAAGCCCCCGAGCUUGCUCCUUCCACUGCAGACAGCUCUGUGUCACCUGCACCAGCAAAGACCGAGAAGGGCCCAGUAGAAGCAAAGUUGGAGUGCCAGGAGUCAGAAACAAAGCCAGCGCCAGCCGAAGUCAAGACGGUCCCCAACGACGCCACACAAACAAAGGAGAACGAGAGCAAAGCAUGAUGGGUGACAAGCAGCGAGCAAAGAUCAAAAUAAAAAGUGACACAGCAGCUUCACGAGAGCAUUUCCAAUAUCAUACACACACACACACACACACACACACACACAACACAAUCUCAUUCCUCUAGUGUCUUUUGCCUUUAAAAAAAAAAACUAAACAGAUAAACAUGGGAUCUCCUUUUUGUAGGUUUAUAGAAAGGGCUCCUUUGUUGCGCACUCACUUGUAAGAAAAUGAGACAAAAAAGUUAAACCCACAGCCAAACUAGGACACUCCGUUCCCUGAAACCAUUUAAAAAUCAAACAAAAGGACCCCAAAUUAAGAAUCUAGGAAGCUCAGAAAAAAAAAUCUAGGUUCAGGAAGACCACACUUGUUGUUACCCAAUUGGCAUAGACCAGUUUCAGAGAAAUACUUUCAGGCACUAAGACUAACCGAAUGAACAAAGUCCACAGUUUAUUUUUAUACUUUCAGUCAAGUUCAAACUCUGUAAAACCUCAUAAAUAAGUUAUAAUUUCUGUUCACUUUGUAUUUGUUCAGUAUGCAAAGUGUGUCACCCUUUCUAGCUGAAUUCAGUUCCCACAUAGACUCUUGUUUUGUAGGAAGAAUGCCAAAUUGCAGCUUCUGGGGGUAGAUCUCAAUUUGCAGUAUUCAGACUUCUUUUGCUUUCUUUUUCUUUCAUUGUGUUGUUUUUAUUUUAUUUUUUCCUUCCUUUCUGCCAACUUUGUUUUCCAGUGUUUACAAGUUGACAAAUGUUUGACUUCGGUUGUGUUUAAAUGUCCAUGUAAAAUAGUUGCCUUUUUUUUUUAAGUAACAAAUACCGCCUAAAGGUUGGUGGGAUCAUCACAGGCUUGCUUUAGCACAGGGCACUGAGAUAAAAGGUGAUUGUUUACAGUGGCUCUUCCCCCAUCCCAUUCUGAUUUGCAGUUUUUUGCCUGUGUCCAAAUCAGGUGAAAAUCUGUCUCAUUCUAGGAUGGUUUGGCCUUUUGAGUUUGGGUUCUUUUGUGUUUCAUUGGGGGUUAGACCACUUUCUGAUUAGCUGCCACCUGGCUGUGUCUGUGACAAAGGAUCUGCCUCCCAGGCGUCCUCGCCCUUCCUUCUGAAGGACUCCUUAGGCUUUGUUGAAUGAAGCAGAGAGGAUUGUAUAGUUGGGGCUGGUCUUGGUGAACACACAUUUUUACCCCAAACAUCCCCUUUUUGUAGAAAGUCAGAUAAAAUAUAUACAUACCAUUUCCUUUUGAGCCCAGAAUCUAGAUUUGAGCGGAAGAGCAUGUGUGCUUCAGGGAAUUAGUGUCUUUUUUUGGAAAUCUGUUGAAGUAAAGUAACAUCAGCCUUCUGUUCACUUAGGCAGCAUUUGUAGAAACAAAGAAAAGAAAACCUACUGUCUGGAGUCAUAACACAAUUGUCCUGGAUUGGAAACCAAGUGGGGGAAAAAAUACAGAAACUUUAAGGGGGAUGGGAGGGGGGAGAAGGGAAAAGCCAGCCCUUUGUAUAGAAAUUUUGCUUUUGUUUCUCAUUCUACUUUAGAACUGCAAGCUUGUGCACUGUGGAUGCGUGAAUAUUUUAGUGUGAAACGUGUUUUUGUCAUAGUAUUGAAAUAAAACUUCAACAUAGUUUGGUUGUGGAAGGUAUAGCAGAUAGUUCAGAAAAAUAUUCAGGAAACAAAAAUAACUUAAAAGGAAUCGAAGCCUUUAAACAAAGAAAAUAAAAUAUAAAUGAUGAUGAUGAAGAAGAAGAGGACGCUAAGACAGCUGAAAUUGAUCCUCCGGCAUGCGUUCCUUUCCAAAGUGCAAAGCAGCAAGAGGUUAAGGUGGCAAGACCACCUCUGCAUCCACUCUGGGCCGCACACCCCCAUGUUCUGACGCUUCUGCAGUCCAAUCGGUGGCAAUGGUAGAUUAUCAUUUCAAACUGUGAAAAACAAUGGUCUUGUCAUUUGCUAAAUGUGGGGUUAUUUUGCAUUUUCUCAGCUCCUGGGGAUGGAAAUGGAGGAUCCCAGAACACACAGUCCUGGCCCCUUUGAUUCUAGGGCCUACAGAGAUCUAUAGUUCAAAGGCACAGGCCCUUGGGAAAAAGCAUCGAAGGAAGACAGCUCUUUGAGCACUGGCAGAAUUGGAAAGUGGGCACCUGAGGCGGAGAGGGCAUGGUGGUGAUGGUGGACACUUCUGGUCACCGGGCUGUUCAGUGGAAUCAGUUUCUCAUCUUAAGACCUUAGUGGUUUGACCAGUUAGACCAAGGCCAGGCUAUACCUCCUGGAGACCAUGUGUUUCACUCUUAAGUGGUUGUGGUUGGGCAAACCAAUUUUGGCUCUGAUGGUUAGGUAUAGUCAGCCCUCAGCCAACCUGGCCUAAUGCAGCUGACCAUCCCCCCAGAACCCUGGCCCCACCAUCUGCUGGUACCCAAGACUGCCCACGCUUCAGUCUGCCUCUCUCACAUUAGACAUUUAUUUGUCUCAGCAUGCAUGAGCUUUCCUUUCUUUAUUUUUUAGCGAUCAAUACUUUCUCUAAAAUCAAAGAGUCACUUUAUUUUCAAGAUGUCCUAUCUUUUAUGUUAAGAGAUAAAAGCUUAUGAUUUUCCUUUUUAAAUUCUCCAAAGGAGGCAUCAACUCCACCAGUUUCAGUGUCAAUGUGUCUAUAUGUGUAUGUGCCAUACAUAUGUAUUCACAUAAAGACCGUCAUGGCCAAGUUCUGCGGGAGGGCACUCGGGUGCCAUGAGCAGGGUCUCCCACUCCUGAAGGGCCGUGGUGUAUAUAAUGCAGCUUUGAAGUGGAACUCUAUUUUCACACUUUUCUAUGGAACCUCCCAUGUCCCAGCUUUUCACCCUAGGCUGUCUGUCUGAAUGGUGGUAUUCAGACCUCCAUUAACAUCCCUACCCAACAUUCUGUACUUUGGGGGCCUUCUCUCUUGUUAUAAAACUUUUUACCAAGUGAAACAUCACCAUCACCUUUGUUUCCAUUCUCACUGGUGUAAAUACUGAGUACUAACUGAGAAUUUUGACUUUGCAUUCUGUCAGAAUACUUGUGUUCAAUAAAAACUGAAAGAAAAAAGCA
This is a messenger RNA of Heterocephalus glaber (naked mole-rat), 6840 nucleotides long. The record is from RefSeq and is a predicted model, not a curated record. NCBI's taxonomy places the organism in Eukaryota, Metazoa, Chordata, Mammalia, Rodentia, Bathyergidae.